Magnolia sinica is the source of this 709-nucleotide messenger RNA. Its product is annotated as glucan endo-1,3-beta-D-glucosidase. The transcript has 4 exons. NCBI's taxonomy places the organism in Eukaryota, Viridiplantae, Streptophyta, Magnoliopsida, Magnoliales, Magnoliaceae. The record is from RefSeq and is a predicted model, not a curated record. Bases 4 to 366 code for a protein of 120 amino acids.
UCAAUGGCAAGAGCAGAGCUGUCUCUUCCCAUUCUCUCCCUUGUCAUACUGCUCAUGUCCUUCAACCCAGGAGGAACUUUGAGGAUUGUGUAUGGACAGAGGACUUGGUGUGUGGCAAAGCCAUCAUCCGAUGAUGCGACUCUUAUAGCCAACAUAAACUAUGCCUGCUCUCAGGUGGACUGCACCAUCUUGCGAAAAGGCUGCCCGUGCUCCUACCCAGACAUUCUGAUUAACCAUGCUUCUGUAGCCAUGAACCUCUACUACCAAUCCAGGGGCAGAAACUCAUGGAAUUGCAACUUCAAGAACUCUGCUCUCAUUGUUGUGACCGACCCAAGUUACGGGAAUUGUAUCUACCCUUGUCAGUAAGAAUAGGAAUCUGCAGCGGAUGUUCACAGAACGGGUUAUAGUGUUGUUCAACUGCCUGUGUUUUCAUCUCAAAUUUCUUUCAUGAAUGUGAUGACUUGAGGCUGAGACCUUCUGGAAGUAGAUUAUUAUCAGUAGAGAAAUAGGUUGUUGAUUUACCUGGAAAGAUUUCUCUUCAUUUUCUUAUUUUCUUCUUAGAAGCAGUUGCAAGGGAUUAGUAUGCCUUAGUUACUCGGAAACUUGUUUCCCCUCACCAACACUGGCGUUUCUUGGUUCCCUUUACAGCAUGCUUCAUGCUUGUAGCUAAAUACUAUUAUUACAUUGUCAUAAGAAGUGAUGUUUUUCA